UUCCUAUUUCCAACCUCUCAUUGUAAGAUGCACACUUCCCACAUCAAAAGCUUGCAAAAGCUAUACAAAAUCAGGGCACUAAUAAUAUGAAGCUUUACCAUCAAUCCUACCUCCACUACAUCACGUUGAAAACCCGACGCCCUAAUCUCCUUGGCACUUGGCUCUGCCGAUGCAGCCAUGGAUAACAUGAGCCCUAUUGAACCUUCCCUAUAUAAAACGCCAACACAACACACACAGACGCGCAGAGUCUGAAAUGGCGCUUUAAGCCUUUAACCUACUUCACACACAUCGCCCCAUCCUAUCACAUGGUUCCUACAGGUGUAGUGACCACUUCCCUCCACGCAAAGCCACCGCCAUCGUCUAUCCUAGCACUGAAAGCGAUUCGAGAUUUAAAAGACGACGUGUUGGGUUUUAGGAGAACCAUACCUAUACACAACUCCUUGAGAAAGUCGAAACCUUUACCACAAAACUAUGCCUACCCAACAAGAACAACAAGACAGAGAUGCAUCUGCCCUGAACCAAACCCAGAGCCCGAAUGGAGUCAUCAUGUCCAACCCAACACCAGAAGAAACAACAACAACAGAAACAGUAGAUGAAACAGCAGUAGUAAGCCAGCUUCCGUUGGAUGUGAUUGGCCACAUCCUUAAACGCCUCCCGGCCAAGUCUCUGGCUCGGUGCCGAUGCGUGUGCAGGCCAUGGGUUACUCUGCUCAAAGGUUCCGCCUUUAUCAAAUCUCAUCUGCAGCGAAACCGAGCCAUGUUCCAAUCCGAUCUCAAGACAAACACUCGUCUCAUUCUGGCCAGGUAUUGUGACACCCUUUUGUCCACAACUGACUCGGACACCAAGAACGUUAUGCAAGCAGAGGAGCUCAACUUCCCUCUGGUAAAGAAUCUGCCUUAUUACGUUAAGGGUCACUCUGAUGGGUUGCUCUGCCUUGUUAUCAACGACGGAAAUGAGGGUAUGCUUGUGGUUUACAACCCUUCGAUCCAGGAGUACAGGAAGCUGCCAAGUCCUCCGGAUUUUCGAAGCACGAGGGAGGCGAUUGGGAUUGGUUAUGAUAAGAAGAUAGAUGAUUACAAGGUUGUGAGAGUGCCGUGUAACUAUUGCAGGAUGAAGGUGCCUGGUUACAAGCCUAAAGUUGAGAUCUUGGAACUCAAGGCUAAUGUAUGGAGGCAGAUCCCAGAGGAGGACACACCUCCUUAUUUCGUUGAGCAUGUUUUUCAGGCGGCUGAGGUGAAUGGUGGGCUUUAUUGGCUAGUUGAGGAUCAGAGAAUAGGAGAUGCCGUGAUUAUGAGGUUUGAUUUGACUGAGGAGAAGUUCAGGGUGGUUAAGCCGCCGCCGAUUGAGUGUUCCAGGAGUGUGGCCUGGAUUGGACCUUUGAAGGAUUGGCUGUGUGUGGUGCAUACUAGGAGGUUGAGUGAUAUAGAUGUUUGGGCUACUAAUGAUGACAAGACUUGGACAAAGUUGAUUACUACUUCCAAGUUUCCUAGAGUUCCAGAUAGAGAUCCGUUUAUGGAUUCGUUUCGAUAUAUGCCGCUGUGUUAUACUGAGACAGGUGCUGUGCUAAUGAGUGUAAGGGGGGAGAGGUUUCUUACCUUUGAUUGCAGCACCAAUGUUUUUGAGCAUAUUGACAUCCUCGGCGCCAAGCAUUGGCUGCAGGAGACUAUGUACUGCGAGAGCCUUGUUUCGCCUGGUGUUGGUAUUCAUCCGACCGAGGCGGCUGGGAGUUCAGCCACCGCUAUCAAUCUUCUUUCGGGUGAAGAUGAAGCAGAGGAGGACAAUGAGGAGGCUGAAAAUAGCAGCAGCGUUCUCAUGAUGAUGACUAGUUUGAAGAGGGAGCUGGCCAACUUGUUGGCUUGUACCGUUGGCCUCAGGCAUGCACAAGAAUGAGAGACUUGUUCCUACUUUCUUUUACCAGUAAGACUAGCUCAGAUUCUGUUUGCAUCUACCUGUUGUUUGACAUAAAUGAAUCUCAAGUCUUUGCUUUUAUAAGAAACAGAAGAGAGAAACACCUAAAGGCUCUGGAAUAUGGAUGUUUUACUGCAUUCAUCUUGAUCUGGAUUAAAUUUGACUCGUCAAAUUCUCAUAUAUGCAAUUAAAGUUUUGUUGCUU
Molecule: messenger RNA, 2112 nt
Organism: Argentina anserina (silverweed cinquefoil)
Lineage: Eukaryota; Viridiplantae; Streptophyta; Magnoliopsida; Rosales; Rosaceae
Product: F-box protein CPR1-like
Exons: 1
Coding region: 472-1890 (472 amino acids)
Molecular function (GO): protein binding
Source: RefSeq, a predicted model, not a curated record